Papaver somniferum (opium poppy) is the source of this 1425-nucleotide messenger RNA. Its product is annotated as aspartic proteinase CDR1-like. Gene Ontology annotation, cellular component: extracellular region. Bases 1 to 1425 code for a protein of 474 amino acids. The transcript has a single exon. NCBI's taxonomy places the organism in Eukaryota, Viridiplantae, Streptophyta, Magnoliopsida, Ranunculales, Papaveraceae. The record is from RefSeq and is a predicted model, not a curated record.
AUGUGUGGAAUGACCACUCUUUUCAUUCUUCUUCUAACAAUUCUUUUUCAUAUAUCCCUACUGCUAAACUCAGUCAUUGCUGUUAAUCCAAGUGGGUUUAGCAUGAAGAUCUUUCAUAGAGACUCCAAAGAAUCACCUCUAUAUCCAGGCGAUCAUUUAACACAAGAAGAAAGAUUUGAAAGACUCAUCCAACAAUCAAAAAAUAGAGCACGUUACAUUGGGCUGAAAAUAUCAAGUUCAAAUAACUCGAUAAACCCACGUUUUCCUGUGACUUACGACGGUGUUGGAGCAUAUGUUGCAGCGGUGGGUAUAGGUACUUUUGUUGGUUCACGACCUUACAAGCAACACUAUUUAAUGGUUGAUACUGGUAGCGAACUUACAUGGAUUCAAUGUCAAGGUGCUAUUUCUUCUUUUCCUCAAGAACAACCCCUUUAUCCUGCAACAAAUUCAAGUACGUAUCAACCUCUUAGGUGUAAAAAAAGAAGAAAGGGUUCCAUCGAAAACCCUGAUUGCUACCGAGGAUUCUGUGAUGAUCAAGGCAUGUGUACUUACGAAACAAGUUACGAAGACGGUGCAAUUACAUCAGGUAAAUUGGCUAAAGAAAAAUUCUCUGUAAAUUCAGAUAACCAUCGCCUUGAUUCUUUUAUUAUUGUCAUGGGUUGUGCCCUUAAUCAAGUGAACUUCGUUUUUGGUAGCCGUCUUGAAGUUUUUUCUGGAUAUCUCGGUCUAAAUGGAGGAUCUAAGUCUUUACUAAAACAGUUAAAUUUACGUAAAUUUGAAUACUGCCUGAGGCCAUAUACUGAUGGUAGAGCCGGAACCGAUACGUACUUAAGAUUUGGUUCAGACACGAGACUCGGUGGUGAAAUUCGACAAGCAUACAGAACUGGCAUAUAUGACUUUGGCACAGGUCAUUAUUAUUUGGUUUUAGAUGAUAUUAGUGUAAAUGGGAGUAGCGUCGGAUUUGAAAGAGAGGAUUUCGAGUAUAAUCAGAUUACCCGAAGAGGCGGUUGUUUAAUAGAUUCAGGGACUGCAUUUACCUUUAUGCGCGGAAGACACUUUGGUAGGGUUGCGGAGAAGGUGAGGGAGCAUUUUCGGAAAUACGAGCUUGAUCCUGUUAUACCAUCUCCAUUUAAUAGUUUGGAACUUUGUUUCCCAAGAAAUCGCAAGCGUUUCGAAUUUCCAACAAUAACAUACCACUUUCUCAAUGCGAAUUUUGAACUCAAAAAAGACGAACCGGAUACUGCUUUUGCUAUCACUGAAGAUUAUGUUUGUUUGGGCCUUAUUCGAGCACCGGAAGAUGAUCCUUAUGAUGUCAUGUUUGGAGCAAUGCAACAAGCUCGCAAAAGGAUCUUAUAUGAUGUUGCAGGAGAGUCGCUUUAUUUUGCUGAAGAGGAUUGCGGACAAGACAACAUGCAAUCCAUAUAA